Molecule: messenger RNA, 948 nt
Organism: Trematosphaeria pertusa
Lineage: Eukaryota; Fungi; Ascomycota; Dothideomycetes; Pleosporales; Trematosphaeriaceae
Exons: 1
Coding region: 271-705 (144 amino acids)
Source: RefSeq, a predicted model, not a curated record
GGACCAUGUGCCUUGGCAACACUUGGACGGCACGAGGAUGUGCUAGAGUGGCAUGGCCGGCAGCUAAGAUCCGUGCCGCAUCGCCCGAUGUGGCUGUGAGGUGGACCACUAAAAAGGUCAGCCGGUUCAUCCACCACCCGUACCAGGAAUACAUAACGUUCUACGCCCGGCCACGGUCUGAGGCCGGGAGCGUCAGCAUACCACUCCUGAGACUGUUAGCGCUAUCGGGCGUAAGCUCAGACACCGUCGAAACACUCCAAUUAUCGCACCAUGGACAAAGAAAUCGGAACGAGCAAGCAAACCCAACCAACAAGCGAGCAGCCGCAAGCGCCGGGGAAUAUGAGAUAUCAAAACAACUCUUCCCUGCCGCAAUACUACGACUCCGAGCCUUCAAGCCAACCACCAAACUACGACAAGAAUCCGAGUGCUAGUCUAAAGCGUGCAUCAUCGCGUCCAUCGUAUCAGCCAGCAUCGCAAUCUGUAGGCGCUUCAGCAGCGACCAUAGCCGCGAUUCUCGGGCCUACUCCACCUCCUGAUAAAAAGAAAGAAAAGAGGUCGUUGCACCAGCGAUGGAAAGACUGGUGGGGGAGCUGGGGCAAUGGCCAGAAUGGCUCUAGCUAUGCAGUCGACAGUGGCAGCUCGGCGAAUUGGAACGCAUGGGGAUCGAGACUCGAUGGACGCCAGAAUGUGAGGAAAGGGCGGUGAUGAGAAGGACACGUUUAGUGAAAGAUCUCGCAAAAGAGUGCCAGGAUUGCUGGGCUAAAGAGAUAGUAAAGGGUUAGCAGGAAAAGAUUAAAGACUAAAGGAGUAGAAAAGCUUAUAUUUAUUUAUCUAAUAAAGAACGUAAAAGAAAAUCUACACUAAAGGUGUGAUCUUCUUACACUCCACGAGAUCACGUCCAUAGCCACAAUCAUCAAACAUCAACCUAGCGCUAAGCUUCCUUUCGAG